UCUUUCCAAUCACUUAUUGCAAUAGCAGACAUCCAGCAAUUUACACACGAAAAAUGCCUAAAAAGAAAUCUCGCAAUCCUAAGAAGGAAACUGAAAACGAAUGUUCAAAUAAUAACGUAGAAAAUGAUGUUGAUGAUGAAUUUACUGAUCAGUUGAAAGAAAAUUUGGUCCUGGAUGGUGAUCAUAAUGAAAAGGGUAGUGGUGAGGCAGAAAAACCUCACUCAAAGAAAAAAACAAAGAAAAAAGAGAAACUUACCAAGAAGAAAGCUCCUGAAAUUGAAAACAAAAAAGAUGAUUCUGACUCAGAAAUCAGUGAAGUUAAUGAUAUGAACAAUGAUGAUGAUGAUAUGAAUGAUGCAGAUGAAUCUGCAUCUCUUUCUAAUCAAGAAAAUGAAACAUCUAAAGAAACUGAAAAACCUAAAGUUAAACUAUCACAUAAAGAAAAGAAAAAAAUGAAAAAACAAAUGGAUUAUCAAAAACAGAUUGAAACUCUGGCUGGAAAAACACAUGAUGACCAGUUUACAGUAUCUCAGGCAGAAAAGUCAGCUGCACAACAGAUACAAUUAGAAAAUGCAGUAGACAUUAAGGUUGAUAAUUUUUCAAUAUCAGCUCGAGGGAAAGACUUAUUUAUAAACGCUAGUUUACAUAUCACUGCUGGAAGAAGAUAUGGACUUGUUGGGCCGAAUGGGCAUGGCAAAACAACAUUGUUAAAACAUAUAGCAAACAGAUCAUUAAACAUACCCCCAACUAUAGAUGUGCUGUUGUGUGAACAAGAGGUUGUGGCAGAUGACACUCCAGCUGUUGAAGUUGUUCUAAAAUCUGAUACUAAACGUUCUGAGUUAUUAGAUGAAAUGAAGAACCUGGAAACAGAGAUGGAUAAAGGCUCUUUAAAGAAACAAGAGAGACUUAAUGAAGUCUAUGAUGAAUUAAGAAUUAUUGGAGCAGAUUCUGCUGAAGCUCGUGCACGUCGUAUACUUGCUGGUUUGGGAUUCACACGUGAGAUGCAAGACCGCCCUACAAAAAAUUUCUCUGGUGGAUGGAGAAUGAGAGUUUCUCUGGCCAGGGCUCUGUUUAUGGAACCUACAUUGCUUUUGUUGGAUGAACCUACAAAUCAUUUGGACUUAAAUGCUGUUAUUUGGCUUGAUAAUUACCUUCAAGCUUGGAAAAAAACAUUGCUAGUAGUAUCUCAUGACCAGAGCUUCUUAGAUAAUGUUUGCACAGACAUAAUUCAUUUGGAUUCCUUGAAGUUAUUUUACUAUAGAGGAAAUUAUAGUCAGUUCAAAAAAAUGUAUGUGCAAAAGCGAAAAGAAUUAGUGAAAGAGUAUGAGAAACAAGAAAAGCGACUUAAAGAAAUGAAAGCAUCUGGGAAAUCUACCAAAGUUGCUGAAAAAGCAACAAAAGAGGCAUUAACUCGAAAGCAGCAGAAAAAUCAGCAGAAGCGCCAGAAUGAUUCUGAUGCAGGUCCAACAGAACUAAUUAAAAGACCUAAAGAAUAUUUGGUUAAAUUCCAUUUUCCAAAUCCUCCACCUUUGAAUCCACCCAUAUUGGGUUUGCAUAAUGUGGACUUUGGAUAUCCUAGUCAGCCUCUGCUUUUUAAGAAUGUUGAUUUUGGUAUAGAUAUGUCCUCAAGAGUGGCAAUUGUUGGACCGAAUGGUGUAGGUAAAACUACAUUUUUAAGGCUGUUAACUGCAGAAUUAUCUCCUACUCGUGGUGAACAGCGGCAGAACCAUCGACUUAGAAUUGGAAAAUUUGAUCAGCAUUCCGGUGAACAGUUGAAUCUCGAUGAAUCACCUGUGGAAUAUCUUCAAAGGUUGUUUAACCUAAAUUACCAAGAUGCUCGAAAGCAGUUAGGAAGCUAUGGUCUUGUGAGCCAUGCUCAUACAAUCAAGAACAGAGAUCUUUCGGGCGGGCAGAAAGCUAGAGUCGCUCUUGCAGAGUUAGCACUUCGAGCACCAGAUGUCUUAAUAUUGGAUGAACCGACAAAUAAUUUAGACAUUGAGUCAAUUGAUGCUUUAGCUGAAGCCUUAAAUGAAUAUGAAGGAGGUGUUGUGAUAGUUACUCACGAUGAACGUUUGAUUAGAGAAACCAACUGUCAGUUGUGGGUAAUAGAAAACCAGAACAUAGAUGAGAUAGAUGGGGACUUUGAUGAUUAUCGAAAAGAACUAUUGGAAUCUUUAGGUGAAACCGUCAAUAAUCCUAGCAUAGCAGCUCAACAAGCCAUGAAACAAAUUGAAUGACAUCUGUAAAAAUUUAUGGAUAGCAAAUUUAAUAAAAUAUAUUUCUUAAUA
Stegodyphus dumicola is the source of this 2288-nucleotide messenger RNA. RefSeq names its product ATP-binding cassette sub-family F member 1. The record is from RefSeq and is a predicted model, not a curated record. Gene Ontology annotation, molecular function: ATP binding; ATP hydrolysis activity. NCBI's taxonomy places the organism in Eukaryota, Metazoa, Arthropoda, Arachnida, Araneae, Eresidae.